AUGAGCGCUGCUCACACAAACGUUGUCGCAGACGUGAUUUCCGGCCCAGUCCCAGCUGAAGCCGUUCCACAAGAUCACGAUGUCGUUGAAGAACGCAAGGAGGAGAAAAAAUAUGCUCGUCAGAACAAUGACCAGGUCGUCGUUGGCGCUGCCGUGGACCUUCACGACUCUGAUGAGCCGACCGAUGAGGAAUACAAGACGUUGAGAAAGGUUCCCGCCGGUAUGAAAUGGGCUUGCAUUGCCAUGUGUACGGUCGAACUCGCUGAGCGAGCCUCGUACUACGGUUGUCAGCAAAUUUUCGCCAACUUUGUCAACAACCCCCUGCCUGAUGGUGGCAACGGUGCCGGAGCCGUCGCCAAGGGUGCCGCCGGUCUGAACCAGAGUGCCGGUGCCUUGGGCAUGGGCUCAGUCGCCGCCACUGCCGUCGGUCAAACCUUUACUUUCCUCGCCUACACCAUUCCCAUUCUUGGAGGUAUCCUUUCCGACACUCGAUGGGGUCGAUUCAAGACUCUCUGCGUGGGUGUCGCCAUCGGUGCCCUUUCACACGUUCUCCUGGUCAUUCCUGCCAUCCCCAAGGUACUUGCCGAGCAACCCGCAAAAUCUCACGCCUUCCCCGCCUUCAUGAUCAUCCUCAUCAUCCUCGCCUUUGCUUCCGGUAUGAUCAAGCCAUGUCUCGGACCGAUGCUGUGUGACCAGUCGCCCGUCAAACGACCGACGAUCAUCACCACGAAAAAGGGCGAGCGAGUCAUCCUUGACCCUCAGACCACGAUCGCCAGAUACUUUUUGAUCUUUUACUGGUGUAUCAAUGUCGGAUCCUUCUUUGGUCUCGCUACUUCUUACGCCGAACGAUUCGUCGGUUUCUGGCUCGCUUUCCUCACACCCGGUAUCGUUUACAUGAUCGUCCCCGUCGUUCUCGUCAUCGCUUCCAAAUCUCUCUACAAGGCUCCUCCCCAAGGAUCCGUCGUCCUCGAGUCCCUCGCUGUCAUGCGAGAGAUCUUCCGACGAGGUGGUCUCCGAAAGAUUUUCAAGCCCAACGAGUUCUGGAUCCUCGCCAAGCCAUCUCACAUUGCCGAGCAGGAUGGUGGAAUUGACACCCACAAGGUCUUCUGGGAUGACCGAUUCGUCGACGAGAUCCGACAGUCUUACGCCGCCUCUGCCGUCUUCUUCCUCAUUCCCGUCUUCUUGCUCGCUGACGGUGGUAUCGGAAACGCUGAGAACGACAUGUCCACUGCCAUGGUUCUCAACGGUAUUCCCAACGAUGUGUUUAACAACUUCAACCCCCUUGCCAUCAUCGUCGCCACUCCCAUCCUCACUUACGGACUUUACCCCUUCAUGGAGAAGAUCGGUUACCCUCUCAAGCCCAUGACCCGGAUGUGCAUUGGUUUCCUGCUCGGAGGUGCCAACAUGGUCAUCGGUGCCAUCGUUCAGAAGAAAAUCUAUGCUACCUCCCCCUGUGGCGACUUCGCCACCAACUGCCCAGCUGGUGUUUCGACCGUCUCCGUCGCUUGGCUCAUCCCGUUGUACACCAUCCCCGCCGUCGGAGAGUUGUUCGUCCUCGUCACCUCGUACGAACUCGCCUACACUCGAUCUCCCGCUCGAAUGAAGGGUCUCGUUUACGCCAUCUGUCUCUCCAACUCUGCGGUCGCUGCCAUCGUUGGACUCGCCAGUGCCGCUGCCAUUGUCGACCCCUACCUCACCAACACCUACAUUGUCCUCGCUGCCCUAUGUUUCUUCCUCGCUCCAUGCUUCCCCAUCUUCUUCAAACACCUGGACCAGCCCAUGUUUGAUUUCCAGGACCGAGAACGAAUGGAGGGAAAGCAUCAGCAAGAUUUCUUCGCCAAGCAUGCUCAGCAGGAAGAUGGAGAGUUGGCUUACAACUCGAACCAUGGUAGAAUGGAGGAUAUCUCUGAAAAGGUGUAG
This is a messenger RNA of Kockovaella imperatae, 1920 nucleotides long. RefSeq names its product putative integral membrane peptide transporter. The transcript has 2 exons. Gene Ontology annotation, biological process: transmembrane transport; oligopeptide transport. NCBI's taxonomy places the organism in Eukaryota, Fungi, Basidiomycota, Tremellomycetes, Tremellales, Cuniculitremaceae. Bases 1 to 1920 code for a protein of 639 amino acids. Gene Ontology annotation, cellular component: membrane. Gene Ontology annotation, molecular function: dipeptide transmembrane transporter activity. The record is from RefSeq and is a predicted model, not a curated record.